Molecule: messenger RNA, 1349 nt
Organism: Porites evermanni
Lineage: Eukaryota; Metazoa; Cnidaria; Anthozoa; Scleractinia; Poritidae
Source: the annotation of a GenBank genome assembly
UUUAAUUUCAUUUCAUGUACUAGUUUUAUAUCUUAUGCUGGAAAGAUCUGCCGAAUGUACAUACAAGCAAAGGUAGGUUCCUGCUUGCACAUGUAAUAUUGAAUUAAUGCCACAUAAUUUGUGUAAAGCCACAGUGCAUGGUUUGUUUUUCUAGACUUUUGAUAAAAAUUGACAAAGUUUGCGUUAUCUUUGCCCAAGAAAAUAUGUUAUUUGCAGCUGUAUUCAGCGAAAUACUACAGAGAAAAUUGUAACUGUGCACAUGAGCGGCUCCCGCUUGGUCUGGCAAAUCAAUGAGUGAACUUGAGCUAGUUAACUGUGAGUAACAAAAUUUAUAAUUUUUCAUUUUAGCACAUAUUUCAAGCUCUUUGCAACAUCAGAAACAAAAGAUCAUCUUUUUACAUUACAAUUAAGUGAGGGUUUUUUAAGCGAUAGAUAGGUUCUAAGAGGCACGAUCAAUUUUUAAGAAUUUUCUUUUCAAAUAUUCACCGAAUUAAUUGUUUGGAAGUUUUAGCGGUCAAGUGGCUGAACCAUUGCGCAUUCAUGCAAUUAUCGUUCUGUUCUAUUAGGUUUGCCCAAUUAUUUUAUUCAACAGUCUAACUUAUCUAUAAACAAACUAUGUUUAGUUAAAAUGGGUUAGUCUAAGUCCAUGUGGCAUGGGUGAUUUUGACCUCGCAAUUUCUACCAAAUUUGUGUACCUUUUAAGUACCGAAAAAGUGCUGUGAGAAGUUUUAUCUGUUCAUAGCUCAGGCUUAACCAUUUUCAGCGAAGAGUAGGUAAAAGAAAGGAGGAAGGAUAGUUCUUUGCAACUGUAUGAGUCACGAUUAAGUUAAAUUUUAAUGAUAAAGCUAGAAUUAAUUAUUGUAAACCUCCUUCAGUUUACCAACAUGGCGGCCUCUCGAGGCCUCCUCAAAACUGUCAUGCCUGUAUCUUUGAAACCAAAGAGAAUUCAAACCUUAGAAUAUGUAUUCAGUAUUUAGGACACCAUUCUAAGACUACAUGCCAAUAAUCAGCCAAAUCGAUGAGGUAUUAUGUCAGGCCGAAGUUCAAAUUUUACAGAAAAUCACUCUUACAGGGCUCAAAUCUCCUUUUAAUUCACAACAGGCAAUUUGAAAGUUGCUCUUCCCAUACAAAUGCUUCUAAGUCUCGGCGGCCGUUGCAAUCGCUACUUUUGAGAUAUAUGCCUGAAAAUGCUUAUAUAGGUUACUUAAUACCUUAAUAUGCUCUUUCAGCUUGUGCUAACAAACUUUUUCAAAAGUGAACUGUUUUCAUGUUUAUGGAAAGUUGAUCAUGUGAUCAAGUUAUGCAAAGAGCCUAUUGCGGAAGAAGUGGAAGUAUAUCAGAGACCUUAG